AUCUUGAAAAUAUGCCUUAUAAUUUUGCAGCAUGUGUGUUGCUGACCAAUGUUGACAGAAAACUGGGUCUGGGAACGAAGAUUUUAAUUAGAUCUUGCGGUAAGUACCAUAACGAUAUACCAGAUUAUGUAUGGCGUGUUUACAAAGGGUUCUCACCAGGCAUCAGAAGAAUGUAGCCCGACUGGCCAAGAGGUGUCUUUCAUCAACCAAUCAUGAUGGGUUCAAAGUUCGCCAACUCCAUGAAAAGGAAUCUGCCAGCCUUGCCAACAGUCAGACAACAGAGGGCAGCAGACUCACAAAUGAGGACUUGAAACUGUUCCACAGAGUCGACCCAGAGGGUUUCUUCGUCGCCUUGGACAAUGCAGGGGACAUAGUCGGGACGAUAGGUGCUGUGAGGUGGACGGACAGACUGGGGUUCAUAGGGUUUUGCCAUGCAGGAGAACAGGCCAAGGAUAAAAUUAAAGGAGUUGAAGAAGCUCUAUGGAUGGCAGCCAUGGAACAUCUAGGAGACAGGAAUGUUGGUAUCGAGGUUGACGCCUCUGAAGCAGAGAAGUGCAGCCAGCUUGGUUUCCAGGAAGCAUGGAGAUCUGGAUGUUAUAAAGGAGUGGGCGUGUCACUUCUUCCAGAAGCUCAAUCAACCAAGAUUGUCAGAAGGAUCACAGAGAUGCCUUUCAGUAAGGUGGCAUACUUCGACGAAGACCUAUUUGAUCUACAGAGGAUGAAGUUCUUGUAUCGCUGGGCAAACAUAGAUCCUCCUGCUGGCCACUCUUAUGCCCUCAGUGAAAACGAAAACGUGAUGGGUUACGGUGUCAUGCGGCAGCUGAACCUCACCAAGAAGUACCGCAUCGCUCCCCUCUACUGCCAGCACACCGCCGUAGCUCAGGUCCUUCUUCUAGCACUCCUGCACAACAUCCCAGAUCAAACGGUUUACAUCGACUCUCCGCUCUCCAACCCGUCUUUCACAAGGAUACUGACUACGGAUUUGAAGAUGGAGCAGAUUGGGGAGAGGGUGCGGAUGUACACCAAGGGUGACCCGGGCAUGCCCCUCCAGAAGAUGUUUGGAACUUUGGGAAGUGACCUGGGGUCAUGACAUUUGACCUUUUGACAACCAUGUGCUCCAUGAUUUCAAAGGACCUACAGUAUUGGAUUGAAAUUGAUGCUAGAAAUUGAAAUCUUGAUUUAGAAUCAGAUGUGCCCCUCCAGAAGCUGUUUGGAACUGUGAAAGUGAACUAGGGUCAUGACCUUUGACCUUCACGUUAAUGGCAGACAGGUGCUUCACGAUUCAAAAGAACAUGGUUGAUUUUGAAUAUUUAUAUUACAUGUAUACUUUCUCUGAGAACUCAUGAAAUCUUGAUUUACUCAUAGGCAACCACAGCAAAGGUGGAACUGGCAUGCCCUCGAAGAUAAUUGGAAGUGACCCAAGCUAUAACCCUAGUUCUUGCCUUUUGUAGGACAGGCACCUUGGGGUUAUAUCAAAACAGAUGAAAUUUACAUUUGCUGCACGAGCUAAUGAAUGUUGGACUUAGUAUGGAAGCUUAAUAACACACAAAUAUGAUAUUAUUUAGGACAAGAGAAGAAAAUGAGUCAUUAAGGUGGGAAGGUUCUGGUUUUCAUCAAACUGACUUGGAGAGGGGGUAGUCCGGGAUACCAUACACUGCCCAAUAUUUCACUCUUCCACCUCCCCUUUCUCUUCUUUUUUCUCUCUCUCUCCAACUAUCACCACUCCUGCUCCCCCCCCCCCCUCUCUCUUUGUUGUGAUUAUCUAUCAAAGUAAAAACAACUACAGUACAUGAAAUCUUGAAAAGUCACUAAAGCAAUUGUGCUUUGGGGACCCUUUGCUGCUUUUGUGACAAUUAGUCCCAUCUUGAUCUCUGGAAAGACAUUGGGGGCUUAAGUUUAGCUUAAUGCAGGUGGGUGUUUCAUUGAACAGUUCAUUGAGUUUUGAACGACUGGAACAUGUUCUUAGGUGUGAAGUCUGUUAAUUAGGUAUGUAUCAUUUACCACAAGAAAGGGUCACCAGUCAUUCGUAAAUUCAAUCGUAACUUAAGAACAGCUUUAUGAAACACCCACUGGUGCAUAUAUCACAAAACUGUUACUGUUGUCCCCUGGAAUGUAAGCCAAAGCAAUAGAAUACACAAUCAUGGAAAGUAAUAAAUACAAAUUUUAUUAU
Lytechinus pictus (painted urchin) is the source of this 2170-nucleotide messenger RNA. RefSeq lists its product as uncharacterized. The transcript has 4 exons. The coding region runs from base 131 to 1090 and encodes 319 amino acids. Lineage: Eukaryota; Metazoa; Echinodermata; Echinoidea; Temnopleuroida; Toxopneustidae. The record is from RefSeq and is a predicted model, not a curated record.